Echinostoma caproni is the source of this 1161-nucleotide messenger RNA. Lineage: Eukaryota; Metazoa; Platyhelminthes; Trematoda; Plagiorchiida; Echinostomatidae. The record is from the annotation of a GenBank genome assembly.
AGUUUCAUCUCGUCCAACUACCUGACUUUGUUGGUUGCCGCCUCGAAGUCGGUCAGUCAACUGUUACAGCAGACUGAUCGAGUCGAACAGGCGUGGAGCUCGGACGCGCGUCUGGUUCGGGAGUUUUCUGACUGGGCUCUGCCUGAAGUCCGUUGUCGUCUCGUAUGCCUGCGCCAGUGGAGUGGUACCCUGACCUCAUUGAAACGCGGCAUGCAUCAACUGUGCGAAUUUUUGCAUUGUCCAACGUCCAUUCAAUGUGCCACUCACGUGGCCUCUGUCCGACAAACCACCGAUAUGGGUGCCUCGGAACGGGAUUCCAGUGAUCCUGUACAUGAGCUUUCUUGCUGUCCUCUUCUGAUCAAUGGGAUCAAACGCGGGGAUCAUCAAUUAUAUCGAGAAUUUCUCAAAGGUUCAUGGCUCAUGCCACCUCUACCAGCUCCAUUAUUGUCUGGCAUUUCCGGUGCGGGAAUCUCACGAGCCACGGCUCCAUCCGAUCCGAACGAGUUGACGAACAAUUCGCACUGGGGUGGGCUGUCCAUGGCAUUGAUUCGUUUAGACCGAUUAGUUGAUCGUAUUCUGGUACAGGUCACGGAUAAUUUGGCCCCUAAGUCUGCAAACCCAGUCACAUCAUCGACUCCGAUUGGAACCAGGGUUGGUGUGGGGACUAAACCCGCGGGAACGACAGAAACCGGGGCAGUGAAAACCUCUGCUCCGGCGGCGGUUCCAUCACCUGAUCUUGUCAAACCUCCUGUGAAUACCCCGUCUGCUGCGCCAACAGUCGUGUCCCAAACAGCUGUGGAUAUCACACCAACCCCGUCACAUGCCAGCCGAAAAUUUGCUCCAGUUUCUUCUCACCCACCGGCUAUCUAUUCCACUCAGAUCCCUCGAAAGUCGUGUACACUUGCUCCCAGCCGCGACAAAUCCGAGACCAGACUGCUCCAAUGCCCGAAACUGCGCAGAACCACACAAUCUCUCUCACCGCUCAGUUUUGAUCAAACUGACGAUGCUUCUGAUCUGAACGAGUUGGAGUCGAAAUGGGAAAAAAAUUCAAAAUGUGCGGCCAAUCAACCGAUGCGUUUCACCAUUUUACGAUAUCGAUCCACAAGCACAACUGGCCGUAUAGUCAGCGCAAUUACCGACACACUUAUCCGUGUCAGAUGA